AUGUUCCAUAUAGGUCAUGAAGAGGAGGCCCAAACGGCGACAACUUCCAUCACUACGACGGAUUCUCCUCAGGAGGCUUCCGUUUCGUUGGACGUUGAUAAGCUCAAUAAGUCAAUCAGCAAUUUAGGAGGCCCUAAGAAACCUGAUACUUGUUUAAAGUCCCAGCACUCAAACAUCGACUGUUCUGUUGUUUUUCAUGAUGCUUCCAUCAAGGAGCAUGAAUGCAGAGCCCUAGAACUUAAUGAGAAGCAAAAAUUGGAUAUUUUCAGCGAAAAUGAUAUCGUGUUCGAAAAAACUACUGAUGAAUUGUCAAAAUCCAAGGACGAUCUUUCAUUUGCUCAGAAGUUUUCUUCACCAGAUCUAAAGUUGGGAGAUCCUCUUCUUGAAAGCGAAGUCACCACCUCUGCGUUCAAUGUGCAAUGUCGUGAUAUAAGUUUAGAACAGGAUAUACUUGAGCAAAGUGACAUCUUUAAGGACAAUUUGGAUUCUGAUUCUUCUUGUGGUAGGGAUGACGGAAAAAGUUUAGUGCAUACGGAACUUGAAUCCUCUGAUUAUUUAUGUGGCACAUGGGAAAAGAGCGAGCAUUCAAUCCUUGCCUCAAGUGGUUUUGGGACAGAAUAUAGUGUUUGGGUCACUGGGAGUCAGGAAGGCGCUCACUAUCAAGAAAUUGAUGAUCUUAUUUUUAGAGAUAUGAAUCAGAGUGAGGCCACCACAAUGAAGGAUGAAGAUUUAACUAGUGACAGUGGCCUUUUGCCGAGUGAACUACCCUUGAUUGGAACAGCUAGAUUUACUCUAGGGACCGACAGUCAAACGCUAAGCAAAACGAGUUCUUUUGAAAAAGAAGAUGAUAUUGCAGCGUUUCUUUCCACAGAAAAAGAUGAGAAUGAAUAUAUCUAUGAAAGACCGGAUUCCAUGGGAAAAAAUGAGGCUUCGUUAAGCUUGGAUGAUGAGGCUCAAUUGAACUUUAUUUAUGACGGAGAAAAAGGCAAGGAUUCUCCUUUAUUUAAGGGUCCUAUGGUUUCUCAAGCUCAUCGGCAGUCAUUCUCAAAGUGUUUAGACAAUCGACGUGGCCUUGCUCAACGGGAUGAAAGCAAAAUAGAAGAUGAUGAAGACGAUUUCGCUCAGUUGGCCGCAGCUGCAGGAGUUAAUCUCGUCGGAGAAGACUCUUCAGAUCAAGAUGAAGAUGAUGACGCUGAUGAUCUUCAUCUUAUCAGCUGUGGUCCAGUUGGCGAAAGAAUCGCACAAGGUAUGAUACGAGAAAGCCAAGCUCAUCGUGUAGUUGAUUCUGCACUCGAUAGAUCCAUGAAGAUGCUAACUCGACUACAAUCAUAUAGCCUAAGAUCUACCUCCGAGCGAGAGAGGGCAAAAAAGUGUCAGGUCGCUACAAGCUCUAGUGAUUGGUCAUAUUCUGGACCUAAAGCCGACUCAUCCAGACCAGAGUAUAUUGAAAAAACAAGUGAAUUCAUGAAUACCAUACGGAAGGAGCACACCAAAGAAGUUGAUUCGCAUGACCUGGUGACAGAUUCUUCUAUCACUUCGGCCACAGCCUACUCUAGACAGAUGGAAGCAAUGCACGAGCUAGACGAAGUACCAGAGGAAGAGGAAGAAGAAGAAAACGCAGGCAACCAGGAAAAAUAUGAAGUGUUAAGUGAAUGCGAUAAGGGGUUUGAUACAGACAGCCUGGACGAUGCUUUCGUGCUGAGGGGGGACGAAAUGUAUGAUGAAGAAACCAAACAACUUGGAAAAAAUAAAAAUGCGAUAUCUGGUUCUCCUUUGAGUCCUUACCCUAUCCUUGAGGCACUUGGUGAAGAAGCAGAAGAUGACUUUGAGAGCCUUAAAAGUCCCUUGGAUUUUGAACUGGUUCCCGCUCAAGAUGAAGAUAGUGAAGAAGUAUUGCUUUCGGAUCAACUAGAAAUACCAAGCUCAUUGAAUAGACAGGUCAUUGUGAUUCCGAAUAUAGAUUCCACACCACAAUUCCGCAUAGGAGAAGCAAAGUCGAAAGAAUGCCUUUCACUCAACGCCUCUUUCACCGCACUUCCAAUUCAAACGGUUCCAUCCACUUCCCGAUGCAGCUUCUCUUCUUCUGACCAAAUGACUGGAUCUUGGACGGAUGCUGCUUAUGCUAGUAUUGCCGAAAGCUCCGGUACACCAGAUGAAUCCAGUCGAGAUAGUCAAACCACAGUAAUUCAUGUUGGUUCGCCUGGAGGCAUGGGACGUUUUCUCUAUGCCAAGGAUAUGCAUUCAUCAAGAACCUCGGUUCGGUCAAGCCAGGAAGGUCGUGAGGAUUUUUCUAAGCCACUUCAUUCUCAGGUUGACAAUGCUCAGGAAGCAGACUUUUAUGACCAGCAAGGAAGCAAAGACGAUAUACAUUGGGAGCUAACAAAGCCAAGAGGCUCAAGGACCACAUUAGCCUCCGUUGAAAGCGAUCUAAAUUUGUUGGAUAAUUCGCUUAUGUCUCCUGAAGACAGAGCCUCUUUUGGCGGUAGCAUGGCCCAGUUGACGAGGAAUACAGAACGGCAAAUGACUGAAUGCCUAGGUCCCUCCACUUCUUCUUCAUCGGCAAAGGCGCCCAUAAAUUUGACUGCACAGAGCGGAGUGGUAGCAGCCAUAUCCGCUGUUUCUAUGACCGAGGGAAUGGAGGAACGCGUGACAGAUCAGAUUCAUACCGCAUCCUCAUCCCCUGGUAUGCUUAACCAGCCUAUUCAGAAUGUAUCAGUUGGCCUUGGUAGUAGUCAUGGCUCUUCAUUCAUGGGUAUUUCUGGACACCAUACAGGCAUCUAUUAUCCACAGCAGAGUGGAUCCAUAAAGCGUAUGAAAAGAGCUAGGCGUGGUAAUUCUGCUACGCUUAGUGUUGGUAUAGUAACUUCUUCAUCUUCUAACUCUCCGGCUGGAGUGAGCCGAAUAAGUAGUGCCGGCGAUUCUUCAGAUGUCUCUAAGAUAGCAACUGAAACGACAUCAUCCUCUCUUCGUGAUUUUGAGCAUUUUGAGCUUCAGUUGGCUUCUACACAAGGCAGCACCAAGUCGUCCCUUGCCGGAGUCAGUCGUGAAGAGGCAAACGGCGUAAGUGACAAAGGUGAUCGUAGCAGCGGCAGUGCAACUAGUGGAGGUUCUUUGUCGGAGUUUGAGCGGAUUGAGGCUGAACUUGAGACUAAGGGUCAUUCUAGUACCUCUUCAUUGAGCGUUAGUAGCGUUGGACGCAGGGCAAGUGAGGGCCUUAGCUCGCACUCUUCUUCAAUGUCCGAGUUCCUGCGCAAUGAGCAAGCUUGUGGAUCAGCAGAGAGUGUUAUACAAGUCAGUCCAGUUAAAGAUUGCCCUUCUGCCUUCGGAAUGGCCCUCCGGACUGAUUAUGGAGCCGCUUUGGUCUGUAGUGAUCCACAACUUAUUCAAAACCAGGUUUCUCCUUCCUUGGGAGUUGUAGGAGGUCCUAUAGAGACAAUUUAUGAGGAUGUAAUUGCUGAGCAAAUGUGUCAAAGUAUCGAAUCUACGGGAGAAGACAAUGAAGCAAGCUAUACUUGUUUGCGGCUUGACACCUCUGAUUCAUUGAGUGCUGACGAAAUUACCAAAGACUUAUUGAGGGAAGCAGCAUCUGCCAUGGAUACUAGUAGUCAGUAUUUUCACGAAUGUUACAGCCAAUCCCAUGAACCGAAAGGUCUCAUGCCUCAAAUUUCUCAGCAUAUGAACUUGAAGCCAACUCUAGAUGAGGAGCCAGAUAAAAUAGCAGAAGAGGAUUUUGUGAUUCCCUCACAUACAUCAAAAACAAGAAGUGGUAUAUUCGAAGGUGCAGAUGAUUAUGAAGACGAAGAAAAAGAUGAGAAAGACAAUUUUGAGGAAAAAAGAUUUGAUUCUAUAGAAGUAGAUUCACUAUCUCAGUCUUUACUUUGCGAUUCUCUCAUGCCUUCUUCUCAGCUUAACUCGAGCUCACUAGGUGAGAGCAGUUUAGCUGGAGGACUUCUUGGCGAGGAAUAUGUGCUCACUGAAAGUCAACUCCCCAUUACUGAAUGGGCAGCCAAUCUCAUCCAAGAAGCAAGACAUGAACUUCAACUUUUUAGAGAUAGAGAAGUGGAUUCAAUCGGAGAAGCGGAUUCUUCCUGUGGAGAUGUUAUGCCCCAAGGCCCGACAGACUCGCUGUGCACAUCUUCUUCUGUGAGCUCAGGAUUAGCUGGCCUAUCAGAUGCCGAUUGCCACCAUCGACUUCCGCCAGUCGAUGCUUUGCCAGAAACUGGAGAAUUUACACGGAUUCCACCAAAUGCCGAUUUCGAUGCGUUUCGACAACGAUGCAUUGGUAUUUCAUCUGAAGACACAAGAGUCAAUGCUCUACUUGUAGAUUCAUCUGCAGGUGCUGCAGAUCCUGUUGAGGAAUUCUUAGAAUUUAGUUCUGCAAACCCCACUCAGAUUAUGCUCGACUCCCUCGAGGAUAGUGGUGCUGCAAUGGCUUCUGCUCUGAGCCCUGAAGCCUCAGAGCAUUAUCAAAGGCCAAAACACCUUGAUGAUAAAUUAAACUUUCCUUCGGCAUCAAUUGCAUUAAAUUAUGAGCAAAGUAUUUCACUGAAAAUCGCAGGUCAUAUCCAACCUGUGCCUACAGAAUCUAUUAGGAUCGCUUUAGCAGUUGAUGAGAAUUCAGAUAAGCUGGGUGUCGUGGCCAGUUCUCCACACUCUGAUGCUAAAUCACAGGCUAUACUACCCUCGAUUAGCUGCGGUUCACUCAAAAGUAUUUCCCAGGCAGCCGCAAUCGAGCAUAGUAUUAUAUCCCAUACCGACUCUAAUCUUGGGUCCGGUAUUUUUGAUGUCUCAGAUGAUGAGCUUGUUUCUGGAAGACCGUAUAUGACUGGCAUAAGCCAUACACAAUCUACUACCCCACCAGCAAACUAUGCAAGUGAUAUCGGAGAACAUCUUACCAAAGCUCAAGCUGAUGAUUCUUCUUACAUCAUAGUCGAUGAUAUACCUGUAGAGCAUGAGUCUCAAGAAUAUGCAGGUUUUCCUAAAUUGGAGCAAAAGAGCUUUUCAAGUCAGUCCCUACAUUCGCAUUGCGGUUAUCAAGAAGGAGACCAAAUAUCACCAAAACAUGAAGAAACUGGCAUAUCAACUGAAAUGAUAUUACAGGAAAAUUACUCUUAUAAAGAACUCGGUGAACACAAGGUAGUUACUUCAACUACCCUAGAAAUCGCCUUAGAUAAACAGAAUGAAGCAUCUGGGCCAGCGUUUAUUGAGACUUUAUCCCAAGGAUCGGAGGUAUCACCUUCGUCAUCUUCACUUUAUGAAAAGGAUUGA
Molecule: messenger RNA, 5268 nt
Organism: Protopolystoma xenopodis
Lineage: Eukaryota; Metazoa; Platyhelminthes; Monogenea; Polystomatidea; Polystomatidae
Source: the annotation of a GenBank genome assembly